AUGGUGAUAAUACGGAGAAUAUCGGAAGCAGACCAAUCAACACUUCAGUUUUCACAACCAGAUGCCGACUUUCCAUCCCUGCAGACUUCACCGAGAAAGUCCGCACGCUUGACUAACGUGAGUUGAACAAUUGACAGUCAGUGCGUGAACAAACAACGUUCUACGGUGUCAUCAUUUGAAAACAUUGUCAGUAACCUCUGCUGUUUGCACAAUCUGUAAAUAAUGUCACCGAUUUUGAAAUUAGCUAUGCAGAACAUUUCUAAACUUUGUGUCAAAACAAACUUCACUUAUAUUCAACAGAUGGAAGACAAUUGAUCGUCAAUGCCUUCAAGGUUGACCAAUACAUUUAUAUUUGAGUUCUGCUGUUCUCUUUCUCAGGGAUAUGUUGGUCAGAAUGAUCGGCAUAUUAUCCCGUUGGAAGAGCUAAAUGGGCAAACACCAGAGAAUGGGAGACCUGUCAGAAAGAUAACAAGGUAAGUCAGUUCUCAUUAAUUAAAUAUUAGAGAUGUAGUAGAUAUACAUUGUGGCAUAUGGUAGGCUAAUGUUUCUAUCCAUAAGCCAGAUAUAAAGCCAAGAUGCAUCUUUGUCGGUUGUCAGUAGCCUGGGUCCCAGUCUGUUUAUCUAACUUUCCACUCCUUGUAGGCCUACUCUGUGUUUUUGCUGGAUUACAAGGAGUGGAAUGUUAGCUGAACAUGCUGGUACCCAGGCUAGUCCUACAGACCACAUUGAUUCGGAUACCAUCAAGCAUUCUUCAAUUAUUUUGUGGUCCUCUGUAGCUCAAUUGGUAGAGCAUGGCGCUUGUAACGCCAGGGUAGUGGGUUAGAUUCCCGGGACCACCUAUACGCAAAAAUGUAUGCACGCAUGACUAUAAGUCGCUUUGGAUAAAAGCGUCUGCUUAAUGGCAUAUUAUAUUAUUAUUAUAUUAUAUUUUAAUGUAAUUUUUUAAAAGUGAUUUUUUUAUUCCUUCACAGGAAAUCGCCCAGGUUUCAGGUCAAUGGGGCCAGUGAAGUUGACCAAACUGGUAAGCCUAAAGCAUGUUUCACAUUAUGAUGCAAACAAGAUCUAGGUCUUUCCUAGAACGUAACAAUUCACCUAUUUAGACAUGCAUGUCAUAAAAAACACACCCAACUACAAAACACUUUUAAGAGGAUGUCACACAAUUUACUCCUUUUAAACAAUAAUUCUCAUUCACAGACUCAUUUACCUACAUGGAAUUGUGGAUAAGUCAUGAAUUAUGUUUUGAAUACCUGUUCCAGAGGGGUCCCCUAGACCAGAAGGAUCCCAGGGGAUUGUGCGACGCAGCACCAGAACCACCAGAUACCAACAGUCCAUGAUUUACGACCGCCUCAUCACUAAGUAAGGAGCAUCACCACAUAACCCUGAACCCCCGUGUGUCGUUGCUCCCAAGUCUCUUGUUUACUUCCCCAGUAGAGUGUGUAACAUGGGGGAUAGUCAUAAUACAGGGAGUAUGAGGGUUAUUAUUGGCAUAUUACUAAUUCCUCUGCUUUUCCCCAAAAAUGAUAAGUACACAAUUUUUUAGCUUAUUGCAUUGGGACCCAAAACCUCCAUGAAAUCAUGCUAAAUAAGGAUGCUAUCAGAAGUUUUUAUACUGUUACUUGUUUUUCUCCAUAGCACUGCUGAGGCAGUCCUCCACAAGAUUGAUGACAUGAAGAAGAUGUGCCACCACAUGAAAAACUCCAAACAAGCAGUGAGGCUUUUUCCAUUCCGUGAAAUAUAAUUUUGUAAUUCAGCCAUCCACAAAGCCAGGGAUGAAAUACAAUACAGGGCUAUAUAUUUAUGCUGUAUAAUUAGCAAACAAUAAGAAACCAUUCAUUGACAUGCUCCCCCUUUGAGAUUGGCAUUGAAGACUCACACUAACUCUACCCAAACACAAGGGCUUGUUCCACUGUAGAAAUGUGUUUACAUAAUAACUGGCCACUGUUUCUAGGCUCUGUAUCUUCUGCUGCCGUACACAAUCUCUUAUCAGCCAUUGUAAGGGUGUUGCACCCAUCUGUGGUCCACCACCCUCUAUCUCUCUCUCGCUCUCUCUCUCUCCGCCCUCAGCAGCCCUCUGCUGUAGUUUUAGGAACAGUAAUCACACUGUUGUCAUAUUGUUGCCUCAUUCACCAGCAGCUAACUGAAAAAACUCUACAAGGUGUCGAAAGCGUUCCACAGGGAUGUUGGCCCGUGUUGAUUCCAAUGUUUCCCACAGUUGUGUCAAGUUGUCUGGAUGUCCUUUGGGUGGUGGACCAUUCUUGAUACACAUGGGAAACUGUUAAGCGUGAAAAACCCAGCAGAGUUGCAGUUCUUGACAAACCGCUGUGCCUGGCACCUACUACCAUACCCCGUUCAAAGGCACUUGCCCAUUCACCCUCUGAAUGGCACACAUACACAAUCCGUGUCUCAUUUGUCUCAAGGCUUAAAAACCCUUCUUUAACCUGUCUCCUCCCCUUCAUCUACACUGCUUUUUAAGUGGAUUUAACAAGUGACAUCAAUAAGGGAUCAUAGCUUUCACCUGGAUUCACCUGGUUAGUCUACAUCAUGGAAAUAGCAGGUUUUCUUAAUGUUCAGUGUGUCAUUUUGAAUUUCACAAAAUUAUCCCAGGUUUAGAGCCUUGAGAUAUGGGAAAUAAGUGUAGUGGAUGGAAAUGACCAAUAAUACCUUUUGAGAUUUAAGUCUCACUGAAAUAUGUACCAUUGUGUCAUACAGGCCACUGAAAAAAGGAAAUGGCAGUACCAUACCAGUUGUAUCUAUGAAGGUUUUUGUUUGAAUUUCAGAGGAUCUAUUUUAAAUCCCAGCGAAAGAAGACUACUGAUCGUCCAACCGUAAAAGCAGUUUCCAAACAAGAAACGGAAGGUCUGUUUCUAUUGUAGUUUAGGUCAAUGUUAUGUUUGACCAUAACUCUCUAAACAUUAAUUCAUUAACUUUUGGGUCAAUACCUAUUUCCAGAGUACUCUGAUGACGAUGGAGAGGAGGAUGAUGAGGGCGACGGAGAUGUGGAGGACGAUGAUGAUGAAGACGACGAUAACAGCAAGCGCUAUGAACCUCGACAGAAAAAAGCAGUGGUUCGCUACCAGGCCCCCCUGGAUGGUUGGUCCUUUUUACAUUUGAAUCCCGUAAAAAGCACAUCCUAAGUCUUCAGAGACAUUUUUCUCCGUAACUUACUUAGUUAUUCAUCUCAAUUAAUGAGCGUAGCAGGGUCGUUCCACCAAUUCCUUUUGAGAAGUUUAACUUGGUCCAACAAAACAAUUAACUUCAUUUAAUCUAAUUUACACAUUCUGUCAUAAAGAGCACAUGUUCAACUUCAUUAAAAAAACAUGUUUUCCCAUCUCAAGAGGUUAACUAAAAAAUUUACUAUAAUAAGUGCCAAAUAAAGUAGCAGGGUUGACCGUAAAAGGGUUGAUGAUUUCCUCUAAACUCAGCCAUAAAUCCCCUUCCGACAGGGGGAAUGGAAGCGUGUUUCUAGCCUGUCUAUCUAUGGGUAACAGGUUUGACGUGGUAUGCUUGACCCGCUCAGUUUUCCACCACAAAACACCAGCAAAUGGUCAAAAGGGUAGAACAAGCUCACCUACUUUUACACUAUGAUUUGACUAUUCGAUGUCCAAUGUUUCUUUAUAAAAAUUUUUUUUAAAGGAAUUGUUUCACCAUAUUAAAAUGGGAGUUCAGUUCACAUAACAGGGUUGACCUUAAAAUGAGGGACAGACGUAAAUGAAUCACUAAUCACAUUAAAUAAAUAAUAAUCUUCAGAAAUGACUUUGGCAAAGCAACAAAAUAACUAGGGCUGUCCAAUUAUGGUGAAAGCUUGGAGGAAUUUUGGGGUUGAGUUGGUUAAAAUCUGCAGAGGGUGCACGGAGGGACAUGCUGAAUUUUGGCACUUUAGCAAGUCUUUAUUUAUAUAAAAAAUCUGAUUAAAUUCUCCAUGUGGUCUAUAUUGAAGGGCACUUAAUUGUAAUAUAACAGGCUUUUAAUAUUCAAUAUUGGUGCACAAUUUCUACUUAAAAUAUCAAAAGGCACUCAUUUCGUGGAACAAGCCAGCAGUGCUGAUUGGGAUCAGAUCCCCACUGUCCAUGUUAUUCAUUAUGAACUCGUAUAUAAUAAGAAGAGUCUACCGCACACACAAAACCAAUAAGUAAAGGUGCUGGAGGCAAAAUAUAAAACAGGAAAAAACAGGAAAAAGUCUUAUUUGCAUAAGUCAUGGUAAUGGUAAGUAAUGGUAGCUAAGCUUUCGAUCAGUCGACCUUCAUCAGAGCAUAUCUCCACCAAAAAAUAUUCUGAUCUAAAAAGCAAAACUGAUUCUAGAUCAGCACUCCCACUCUGAAAUUCUUGACUAUGGGCCAAGAUCAGUGCUUAUCAUGAUGAUAUGCCUCUCUCACUGUUUCAUCUGUAGAAUCCAGGAAGCAGGCGCCCAUGUUUUUUGACCGCCAGGCAUCUUCCACUAGAGGGAGCUACCGCAUCAGUGCCUCAGUACCCAGGAGUGCCCACACCACCAGUCGAAGGAGUGGCAGGUCUGCACGGUUGCUCACCCUCCCACAGUACUGUACUUCACAGUACUGCCACUUUACCAAUAGUCGUAGCCCAUAUGUAUAGUACAUUGGUUUCAUUGUGUCCAGUUAUUUGUUUUGACUCCAAAAAAUCUUUGUUUUCACCUAAAUAUAUUGUAGGGUCCAUUUAAUGCUGUGUUUCAUGUGUUGCGUCCUUAUAAUAAUAAUAAUAUGCCAUUUAGCAGACGCUUUUAUCCAAAGCGACUUACAAUCAUGUGUGCAUACAUUUUUACGUAUGGGUGGUCCCGGGGAUCGAACCCACUACCCUGGCGUUACAAGCGCCAUGCUUUACCAAUUGAGCUACAGAGGACCACAUAAAUGGUUAUGGUUAUCUAUGACUAUGGGCUAUUCUUGUAGGAUCUUGUGAAUAUAGAUUACUUUUCAUUGUGAUGUUUAAUGUUUUUCCUCUUUUCUUUUUCACGGUUUCAAACAACAGGAUUGGGUCCAUAGGCAGGUGAGUCUUUGGCACAAUUUAAACAACUUAGGUCUCCCAUUUGUUAUUGGGGACAGUAAAGUAGUGAAGAAGUUUGUCCUUUCUCUGUCUCCUUAUGGUUUGAUUUGACCCACAGGAGAAAGCAUGCUUGGCACACCCACAAAGCCAGCUCCUCUGAUGAGGAAGACUCCUCUGAUGAGGAAGACACAGAGCAAGAAGCCAAGAACAGGUCAGUGAACAUGUCAUCAUGAGCAACCAAUUUGAUACACUUCAACAGUUUGACUUGUCCCUAUAAUGAUAAAAUGUUAAUUUAGUUCACAGAUGAAAUCUACCCUUGAAAGUGGUACUAAAUAAAGAAUAAAACAAUGUUUUAUUACAUAUUACUUGAUUAUUUUUUCAUUUGUUUACUGAUCAUCUGUUAUUUGCCAUGACAUAUUAUCUUGAACAAGAUUCAAUCAUAUUUAAAGGAUAAUGAACAUGCCAGAAAAAAAAGGGCCAGGGUGAGCAGACCAAUGAUUCCCCACUCCUGAAUGUUUUUGAACUGUGUCUAUGACAUCAUGAGUGGUGGUGGUGGUCGAUGAUGUAAUAAUAAUAGACGAAGGUUCCAUCUUGGUUAUUCUGGUGAUAUCUCCUUGGUGAGCUUCAUUGGGUGCCAGACCUUUGUAGUGAACACAUGAUGUAGCUCAAGAGUUUCUCUGAAUGAGACUGACACAAGGAACAGAAUAUAUUUAUUUGGAUUUUAAAGCUAAAUCGGUCCAAUAUUUCACACCAGUGGAAUCCGGUGUGGAUUUGAGCUUCUGCUCAGAAUAAGCUUGCCAAAACCGCAAUCUCUUUCAUUUGGGAUCCCUCUCAGGUGUCUGCCUCUGAAUUUGCGCAAAGAGGACAUUUGGGGAAUCCAUAAGGACAGAAUGAAGAUCGGUGCGAGUCUUGCGGAUGUCGACCCCAUGGCGAUUGACCAGUCGGUAAGUUCUAACAUCUCAAAGUUGGUUUGCCUACAUGCUAUGGUCUUUAAGUUAUCUGACUGCCUCUUCUAUGUAAUGAUCCAACCCCGUCUCUUCCCUCCAAAGGUACGCUUUGACACCGUUGGUGGUCUGACAAGCCACAUUUCCGCCCUGAAGGAGAUGGUAGUCUUCCCUCUGCUCUACCCAGAGGUGUUUGAGAAGUUCAAGAUCCAGCCCCCAAGGUGAGCACUUGUUUUAGGGUUGAAAAGCUAACAUACUUUGUUGGUUAACUUGCAAUUGUUUUGACUAUUGAUUUACAUUGUCUUCGGGGUAGCUUACCAUAAUGGCAUUGUGAGGAAAUAGCCUAUAACAGGAUGAGAAACUUACUUGGGUGUGCAACUAGAAUGGAUCCUGUCAAUGGACUUAAGCCCCACCCCAACCCUAACCCUAAUCACAGCCUCAUCCACUCAUCCUUGGCUCUUUGAUCAUUUGAUUCCUUUGCAAGGAUCCAUUCUAAGACUAUCCCUGUCUGUUUCAGGGGCUGCCUGUUCUACGGUCCCCCGGGUACGGGAAAGACCCUGGUGGCCAGAGCGCUGGCCAACGAGUGCAGCCAGGGGGAGAGGAAGGUGGCCUUCUUCAUGAGGAAGGGGGCCGACUGCUUGAGCAAGUGGGUGGGCGAGUCGGAACGCCAGCUCAGGCUGCUCUUUGACCAGGUACAGUGCAUUCCCUCAGACAACACACUGUAGAUCAUUAAUAUAGUUAUCACUGGUGCAUUCAGUCUUAGUGAGACCAUUGAGUCUAGUAUAUGCCUAUCUAUCAGCAUUUCCUGCUCAAGCCACUAUUGGUCUCUUGUUGGAAAAGUGUUUGUGUCAUGUCUAUUAUAUAGGGAUGUACUUGCAUUGACAGGAAGACUAAUUAUUUGUACCCACAGGCUUACCAGAUGCGGCCAGCCAUUAUCUUCUUUGACGAAAUCGAUGGGUUGGCUCCGGUUCGCUCCAGUCGCCAAGACCAGAUCCACAGGUGAGACAAUUCAGCCACAAUCAUUUCUCGCUCCACUGAUUACAGAGACUUACCAUUGAUUGCGCCUGCAUACUAAACAUUGAAUACUCCCACCUCGUGGUUCCUUCCUGCAGCUCCAUCGUGUCCACCCUGCUGGCCCUGAUGGAUGGCCUGGAUAGCCGAGGAGAGGUGGUGGUGAUCGGAGCCACCAACCGACUUGACUCCAUCGACCCCGCCCUCAGACGCCCCGGACGCUUCGACAGGGAGUUCCUCUUUGGCCUCCCUGAUCGCGAGGUAAGACUAAUCCCCUGUGGGGGGAAUCCUCACUCGAGUUGAUAUGUGUACGUGCAUAACUCAAAUGUCCAUCCAAAUCUUCCUUUGACAUCAGCGACCUACAAACAGUUACGUUUCAUUCGUGCACUUACCUUUCAUUUCUGUCGACAACUUCAGUCCCGGAAAGAUAUCCUAAAGAUUCACACCAGACAGUGGAAUCCUACACCGUCCUAUCCUUUUCUGGAAGAGUUGGCUGAUAAAUGUGUUGGUAGGUGACUAAUGUAUACCAAAUCAACUCUAGCAUUGGGCAAGUCAAGAUUGUACAAUAAUUGUAAGAGCAAAAAUAACUAUGUCGUUUUGUUGUCUCAUAAUAUUCAGCCAGAUCACCACAAUUAAUCUAUCGAUUUAACACAGUUCCACAGUCAAUCCUACACACGUAUUAUUAACCGCAACAUCUUCCCUCUCUGGACCCCAGGCUACUGCGGCGCUGACAUCAAGGCGGUGUGCGCCGAGGCGGCCCUGUGCGCGCUGCGCCGCCGCUACCCCCAGAUCUACGGCACGUCCCAGAAGCUCCUGCUGGACGUGGGCUCCAUCAACAUCAACAGCCGGGACUUUGUGGCCGCCAUGAGGAAGAUGGUGCCAGCCUCCCAGAGGGCUGUGUCGUCCCCUGCCAAGGCCCUGACCCCUGUGGUCACGCCCCUGCUGGGCCCCGCCCUCACCAACGUGCUGGACGCACUGCAGAAGCUCUUCCCCCACGCCGAACAGGGCCUCAAGAGGAAGAGGGAUGCAGGUGGGUCGGGUUCAGUUUUGUCACGGCCAUUGUUAUCUGAUCCCAGAUUUAUUUGUGCUAUCUUGCCGAAUUCUAUGGUCAAUGUCGUGCCAAUGCUGGCUAUACAGCACAAACAGAUGUGGGACCAAGCUAGGUCACUAUUAGAGUGGAUCAUUGGUUAAGUUCAGUUGAUGCAAUUACUUGAUCAAGUUUUUCCUUCGCUCAGAUCUGACAGCCAGCAUUCUGGAGGAUGACCUCAUGUACAGUGGGGAUGAGGGCCCCUCGUCCAAUAAUUCCAUCACCAAACAGACCACCACCAAAGGGAGCUUCCUCCAUUUUGCCAGGUAAGAUAUAGCCUACCUGUAAUAUGUAAAUACAUUUUGCCCUUAAAGAACCCCCCUAUUUUUGUUGUUUCCAUUCAUAAUCACAUCCCUGAUUCUCCAUUCACUUCACCUCUCCACUCGCCUCUGUUCCAGGAGUGCGAUCUGCCACCCCACCACCUACCGGCCCAGGCUGCUGCUGGCUGGGCGUCCCGGGGCGGGUCAGAGCUCCCACCUGGCCCCUGCCGUGCUCCACGCCCUGGAGAAGUUCACUGUCUACACCCUGGACAUGGCCGUGCUGUUUGGAGUCAGCUGCACCUCCCCCGAGGAGGCCUGUGCUCAGGUACUGGCUGGAACUAAUGUAGUCUUUAGAAGUGAAAUGUUAAAAUGCAUACCAACCUGCUCCUCUCAUUUGUGGUGCAGAGAAUUAUAGCCCCAGAGUUGACUUCAUUGUAUAAAGGCUAACUCCAUCAAGCACAUAAUUACUAAGUCAAAUGCAGCGAGAUGUCGGGGCAGUGCUGAUAGUUUGAAUCCCGACCCAAGUGCUAGGUUGGUGAGUGAUACACUCAUUGACCUCUCAGCCCCUCUCGCCCUACCUGCCCCAGGUGUUCUGCGAGGCCAAGCGGACCUCCCCCAGCAUCCUGUACAUCCCCCACAUCCAGCAGUGGUGGGACACGGUGGGCUCGGCCCUCAAGGCCACCUUCCUCAGCCUGCUGCAGGACAUCCCCUCCUUCUCCCCCAUCAUGCUGCUGGCCACCAGCAACGUGGCUCACCACGACCUGGCCGACGAGGUAGGUCUUACCUGGGGCUCCUCCACCAUACAUUACACUACAAGGACUGUAGAGAAGUGAUCCCUGGACCUUACUGGGCUACUCAAUCCAUGAGUAGAUUCGUAACCACAUUCUUUUAUUUACACUUCAGUAAAUACUAUUUGUAGAGGUGAAGACCCUAAAUGGUCACGGAGGUAACUAUUCUACAAUUUGUCUCUCAGAUCCAGACUCUGUUCCGGUUGGAGUACGGAGAGGUGCACGCUAUCCAAAUUCCCACCCAGCAGGAGAGAAGGAAGUUCUUUGAGAAUCUCAUCCUUAGCCAGGCUACCAAGGCACCCGCCUCCAAGAAGAAAGCCUGUAAGUACUAGAUAUUUAUGCCUUUUGAUGAUCACUUGGUAUAAUUGCUGUUUGUGUCCCAUCUCCAUUUGAACCCUCCUUCUUCUUUACCCCCUCUUCCUCCCCCUCCCCCUGCCUCAGUAAUGCAUGCCAUGGAGGUGCUCCCCCUUGCCCCCCCUCCUCCGCCCAGGCAGAUGAGUGAGAGGGAGCGUCUGCGUCUGGAGGAGCAGGAGGAGGACACACUCAGGGAGCUGAGGCUGUUCCUGCGCAACGUCACCGAGCGCCUCUCCCAGGACAAGCGCUUCAAGGCCUUCACUAAGCCUGUGGACAUCGAAGAGGUAGGGAGAAAACACAGAAAAAGAGAGAGGGACAAGGAAGGAAAUAUAUGUUUUUGUGGUGUUGUAGUCCAGGGUGCUAGUCAAGAUUACUCUAAUGUAAGCUGAAUGUUGAUUGACCCAAACUUAGUCAAUACUUAACUGGCAAGUCUGAAUACAAGUACAUACAUUCUAAGUGAGCUGUGGCCUCUUGGGGGGGCUGCACUGUCGUCACCUCAGAUUUCUGUAGCUUCUCUCCUUUACCGACGCUCUCAUCCAAAACAACCUAUCAGAGUGGUAUUGUGUCCCCCAUCUUAUCAAUGGUUUGUGUUCUUCUCUCACCAGGUUCCUGACUAUAUUAAGGUGAUCAGGCAUCCCAUGGACCUCUCCACUGUACUGUCCAAGGUCGACCUCCACAAGUACGUGACCGUCAGGGAGUUUGUCAACGACGUGGACCUGAUCUGGAAGAACGCCCUGGAGUACAACCCUGACAGCGACCCAUCUGGUAUACCUACAACCAUCUCCAUCUCAUUAAACUGAGUGCUGUUAUUAUUAUUAUACUAUAACUGAUGUGUAAUUCUAGCCUGGUUCCAAAUCUUUUUUAAUUAUUCAUUUUUAAAAUAUAAUAUUAUUCAUUUUAAAAUAUUUUGUACGUUUUACCCCUUUUUCGUGAUAUCCAAUUGGUAGUUAGUCUUGUCCCAUCGCUGCAACUCCCCUACGGACUCGGGAGAGGUGAAGGUCGAGAGCCAUGCGUCCUCCGAAACACGACCCCCGCCAAGCCGCACUGCUUCUUAACACACUGUUCGCUUAACCCGGAAGCCAGCCGUGCCAAUGUGUCGGAGGAAACACCAUACAGCUGGUGACCGAAGUCAGCGUGCAUGCGCCCGGCCCGCCACAAGGAGUCGCUAGAGCGCGAUGAGCCAAGGACAUCCCGGCCGGCCAAACCCUCCCCUAACCCGGACGACGCUGGGCCAAUUGUGCGCCGCCUCAUGGGUCUCCCGGUCGCGGCCGGCUGCGACACAGCCUGGGAUCGAACCCGGGUCUGUAGUGACGCCUCUAGCUCUGCGAUGCAGUGCCUUCGACCGCUGCGCCACUCGGGAGGCCGGUUCCAGAUCUGUUUGCGCUGUCUUGCCAACAACCAUAGGAGUUGGCAAGACAUCACAAACCGAUCUGGGACCAGGCUAAUCUUACUCCACUGAGUAUGCUACAUACUUUUUGUUAGGUAUCUCUCUGAAGAUAUUCUGGUCCGUUCUCGUUGUUCUGCUGCAGUUAGUGGGUCCCAUGGAUGACAAGGCCCCCUACUGUGUACCUCUGUCAUCAAUGUCUAUCUCUUUGUGUUUCCAGAUCGUCAGAUUCGUCACCGGGCUUGUGCCCUGAAGGACACGACCCACGCCAUCAUCAGCGACGAACUGGACGAGGACUUUAACAGGAUCUGCGAGAAGAUCAGAGAGUCACGCAACAAGAGAGGUAACUGCUGCUGCUGCUUAUAACGUUGACAUAUUGCUGUGAUUUAAACGCUAUAGUAGUGACCUAGCCUACAGGGUAAAACCUCUCAGUAACACUUUAUUUGGAUAGUCCAUCUGUAGAUGCUCUACAGACGAUCAGUAACAUUUCAACUAACUAUGUACUAACCCUAACCUUAACCCUUAACCUUACUCUAAAUCUAACCGUAUCUUAGCAAGCAGUUGCUUAUCAACAGAUAGUUUGUUGAUAGUAUGACCAUCUGUAGAGCAUCUACAGAUGGAAAUCCGGACUAUCCAAAUAAAGUGUGCGCAACCUGUCUCCAGAUGUGAGUUCAGCUAGCUAUUGUAUCAGUUUCAGUGUCUAGUGUCGGCUUCUUUAACUAUUUGUCCAAUGAUGAGAUGAACCCUCUCUUAUUUUCCUUAAAACAUCUUAGUUUAUUGACAAAGCUAACGACAUGUUUAUGUCUACUAACAGGGUGCACGUCAUCAAAGUUCGCCCCCUCCUACUACCAGACCUUGCCCAGAGAGGAAGGAGUUGCUGAGUCCAAGAGGCCAGGCGGUAACACUGGCAAAGACGCCAGCACCCCGUUCGCUGCCAACACCCCACGGCCCGCACGUAAGUCUCACCACUCUACUCCUUAACUGUUUAUUGGUAGCUUAUUUGUUACAGAGAAGAGGAACAUCCAGUGGAAAUGAUGGUAGACACUGGUCAACCACCAAGGGACAGCACUCAGGAUUUAGUUUUUUACUGCUUGAUUUGCAGUACAUAAGCAGUUAUUAUCAGUGUUUCAACGUUUAAGGGCAGAAGACUAAUACCUCCCAGAUGUGUUGCGAGUGAUAGAAAGAAAGUGGAAGUCCCUAGGAUCUGGACAGGAACAGAAGUAGGUGUAGCCAGAUUGAAAGGAGGAAGAGGAGGAAAAGGAAAAGGAAGGAGGAGGAUUCGUUGCAGUUGAGUGAACCAGUCAAAAGACAAGACCGAGUUAGAAAACCAUGAUGACCGGCAAGAGCAGAAAUUGAGAGCCAGGGAGGAGAGGAAGAUGAUAUUCAUGAAUACUGAGACAUCUGUCUUUCUGUCUGUCCCUUUCUCUAUCAUGUUAAAUUACCUUCUCUUCUCUAUUUAAUUUUCCUAGCUCGUACUCUAGCCCGUAAGAAGAAACCGCCCAAAACACGACGCAAAAGCAAAUGGAGCUCCGGCAUCAUAAAGAAAAAGAAAAAGAAACCUACGUCUUCCUUUUCUUCCAACAAGGAGAUCACAAACUCAGGGGAGGAAGAAGAGGAUGAAAGUGAUGGCAUAGAGGAGGGCGAAGAAAAACAAGCUAAGCCUUUGGAGACUAUUCUAGAGAAUGGCUGUGGAGACUCCCCUAUGGAGUGUACCUCAGAGAAGACCACUAAGCCUGCCGAUGAUGUGGAAGAGGCCUGUGUUACAGAGCAGCCCACCACCACUCCCAUCCCCAAUGGAGACUGGCAACAGCAAGCUCCAGACCCCACAGACGACUUACACCAGCCAGGCCUCACACAGGUCCAAUCUGGGAUCCAAGCCGGUCCGGUGGUGGCAGUCAAUGGAGACCACCACCAGCCUGCCAGCCCUCCAGUGGAACGUGACCCAAGUCCAGUCAACAACACCCCUACAAAGGAGGUAGAUCAGGGAGAGAAACACACCACAAAGACCAAAGAGCCUGAAAGGUUGGAGGAUGACUGGGACAUAGGUCUGUAUUAGGGUCCCGGACCCGGGCAGCAAGCAAGCUACUGCUUCUGGCCUCAGGGAACAGCUCAGUCAGUUUCACUGACCUUUGGCCUCUGGGGGCUCCAGCUGUUGGGGAGCUCUAACUCAUCACAACACAUCAGUUAAAGGGAUACAUCCAUCUCUCCACUUAUUUAAAUACUCUGUAAGAGUGAGUUCCUUUGGUUGUAAAUGUGUUCACCACCGCAUGAGGGCCAAUGAACGCAUGCAAAAAGGUUUACUUUGUUGUAGAAAAUCUAACUAUAUUAAUACUGCAAAUGCUUGUAAUUGUGUCUUCUUCUGUGACUUAGUUCUAGAAUAGGAAACCAUGCCCCCCUACUUAAUGCUUGAGAUCCAAUGUUACCAGGUAGAAACCUAAUUUGCAUGUUAGGAGAUGUGCAUGUCAACACCAAUAGGCCAUUGUGUUAGCAUUAGCAAUAGCCUGUUCAGCCAGCAAUGAUUAAAGGGACUUUUGCUUAUCAGCUCUCCCUCACACCAUCCUGAUUGCUUCCUGUGUUUCCCUCCAACAGAGAGGCGUCUGACCCGUGCCACCAGGACUCUGGUGCAGCAGCAGCAGUUGAUCGACGUGGACAAGGCCCUGGAGAUCCUGACCCAGAAAACCCCUCAGCUGGUCGUGGACCACGACAAACUCAAGGUAACCUCCUGACCAGUCUUUUAUAAAGUCAGACCAUGCUUCUUACAAUGUAGUUGUACCAGAACUACACACAGAAAGUUGCAGACCAGAAAUAUGGUCCAGAAAACAAUUAUGAUCACCAGAAAUAUGGUCAUGGCAAGUCACAGCCAAACACUUAUUCAUUCAUCCUAUAUUCAUAUAUUGAUUUGUGUAUAAUUUACUGUCCAGGAAUUGCUCAAAAGAGUUGUGUCCAAGACUGAGGGCUAUGAGGUGCAUCAGCUGGAGAAGCUGUAUGCUAUGUUGUGUCAGAGCAUCUACAGACACCGCAAGAACUUUGAUAAGACAGAGCUCUUACAGGUAUGUGGCUUAUAACUUAUCACUCUUUUACGUCACUUGUUGUAGGAAAUACAUUGAGUAUGGAAACCAAAAACAUUCCCUACAUUGAAAUAUGUGCAUAGUUAGUUAAUUGAUGUAUGUGCAUGUGAGUCACUUUAAUGACUUGAAAUGUUGAUAAGUGAUUUAUACUUUGACAUACAUUUUAUUUUCCUUUCACUCAUUUUAGGAAAUGAAGAGAGAAAUCGACAACUUUUCCUAA
Molecule: messenger RNA, 14108 nt
Organism: Coregonus sp. 'balchen'
Lineage: Eukaryota; Metazoa; Chordata; Actinopteri; Salmoniformes; Salmonidae
Source: the annotation of a GenBank genome assembly